UUCUCUUCCUUGUUGCUUUGUAUACCAUGCGGCGUGUUCUUGCAUCAAAUCCCCAUCCCACCUUUAUCUUAUUUGCAACUCUUGCUUUGUUGUUUCAGAUUCUCUUUAUAACGAAAGCUGAGAAUCCUUCCAUCUACUCCUGUUACGGUUCCGCCAAUUAUACUACCAACAGCCCAUUCGAAACUAAUCUCAACCACACCUUCUCUUCCCUAUACAAAAAUACUCCCUUAACCCUUUUCAACACCACCGUAUACGGCGAAGAUCCCGACCGAGUUUAUGGUCUGGUCCAGUGUAGAGGAGAUGCCACCCAAGAUGAAUGCCGGAACUGUGUGAAUACUUCGACUACUGAGAUCGUUCGACGUUGUCCUCUUGGAAAGGAAGGAAUGAUACGCUAUUGGGCUUGUGUCUUACGCUACGCUGACUGGGACUUCUUCGGCCAAAUCGACAAUCAAAGCCCUAUAAUCUAUGCCUACCCGGUGGACAACGUGACAGAUGUGACUCUGUUUAACGAGAGAGUUGCAGGUCUAAUGCAUAACUUGUCGAUUGCGGCUGCUGGUAGCCCUUCCAAGUUUGCGACUGGACAGACCAGUUCUGUGAAUAGCUUUAGUUCUGUAUAUGGUAUGUUGCAGUGCACAAGCGACUUGUCGGACGGUAACUGUUCUUCUUGUCUCCAAAACAUAAUUGCAGACAUUCCAUCUUGUUGUAAUUGGAGAUCGGGAGGGAAUGUUUAUACUUCCAGUUGCUUCUUAAGGUACGAUUCUUAUCUCUUCUUUGACAUGUUUUCUCCGCCACCUCCGUCCCCAACGCUGGCUUCUCUUUCACCACCCCCACAGACUGUUGAUGGUGGAGGCACCACCACCACCACCAAUACAACACAAGGAAAAGGGAAAGGGAAAAGUUCAUCAAAUAUUGUUAUUAUUGCUGUGGUCCUGCCAAUAACAGCAGUUCUACUUGUUUCUGGCAUAUGUAUAUAUUUUUGGAUGAGGAGGAAGCCAAAGAGUGAAGUUGAUGGUUUGAAUGAGAUUAGCAUGGUGGAAUCAUUACAAUUCGACUUUGAUACAAUAAAAGCUGCCACAGCCAAUUUCUCUGAUUUCAAUAUGCUUGGACAAGGUGGAUUCGGUCCCGUUUACAAGGGUAAGCUUUUGAAUGGACAAGAAAUUGCUGUGAAGAGGCUUUCUAGAAAUUCUGGACAAGGUGAACUAGAAUUUAAGAAUGAGGUGGUGUUAGUGGCGAAGUUGCAGCACAGAAAUCUUGUGCAGCUCCUCGGCUACAGCUUACAAGGAGAAGAAAAGCUCCUGAUCUAUGAAUUCUUGCCAAAUAAAAGCCUCGAUUACUUCAUCUUUGAUCCAAUCAAACGCACACAAUUGAACUGGGAAAAGCGUCACAAAAUCAUAACUGGGAUUGCUCGAGGGCUUCUCUAUCUUCAUGAAGAUUCUCAACUUAGGAUUAUACAUCGAGAUCUCAAAGCCUGCAAUGUUUUGUUAGAUAAGGAUUUGAACCCAAAAAUUUCAGAUUUUGGUAUGGCAAGGCUUUUUGUGAUCGACCAAACUCAAAAUACGAGUAGGAUUGUUGGAACAUAUGGAUAUAUGGCUCCAGAGUAUGCAUUGCAUGGGUUCUUCUCAGUUAAGUCAGAUGUCUUUAGUUUUGGUGUCUUACUUUUGGAAAUUGUGAGUGGGCGGAAGAACAACAGUUUUUAUCAAGUGGAGCACACUGAGGAUCUUCUUAGCUAUGCAUGGAGAAAUUGGAGGGCAAACACGGCCUUGGAGUUGAUAGAUAUAACUUUGAGAGGAAAUUGUUCGAUAAGUCAAGUAAUGCGUUGCAUUCACAUUGGAUUGCUAUGUGUUCAAGAGGAUGUUUCUGACAGACCCACCAUGGCAUCAGUUAAUCUCAUGUUCAGUAGCUCAUCCGUCACUCUUCCAAUACCAUCAUCACCUUCCUUUUCUGUUUAUAGCAGAAACGAGGCAGAGAAAUCUUCCUCAGAGAAUGAUUCGCGGGAAACACAACCGCGUCCAUCCACAACUAAGUCAACACUAAGGUCUAUAAAUGGUGUAUCUAUUACCGAGCUUUACCCUCGGUGAGAUACAAAGGAAGAGUAGUCCAUAAAAAAGGGGUGAAAUCACUAAUUAUUAUUACAUGACUGUUUUUACAGUAGCAAUUUGGAAACAUGAAGGUUUACGAUGUUUUUGUAGGUCACAAGACAGAUCUGAGCCGUUUAUUUUCAUGGCUUUUCCUAUUUAAACUUUCUAUUCCUGCUCAAAAUUGGGAGAAUGUAUAGUAAU
Molecule: messenger RNA, 2279 nt
Organism: Telopea speciosissima
Lineage: Eukaryota; Viridiplantae; Streptophyta; Magnoliopsida; Proteales; Proteaceae
Product: cysteine-rich receptor-like protein kinase 10
Exons: 7
Coding region: 27-2078 (683 amino acids)
Biological process (GO): protein phosphorylation
Molecular function (GO): ATP binding; protein kinase activity
Source: RefSeq, a predicted model, not a curated record